GUAAACAAACACUCAAAAACAACACCCUCAACUCCACGCUUGCUUGUCAAAACCCCUAAAACCCCACCCUUUUAUUUCUUCUCCUCUCUCUCACUGCUUCAACGCUGAAGAAGUUCACUCCGCUCCUUCUCUCCUUCCUCCUGUAAAAAUCCCUAAUUGCUCCAACCGAUUGGAUGUUAUGGACGUGGACAACACCGGAGGUCCUCCCAACAGAGAGCUCUACGCUCUACUGCACCUAUCGCCGGACGCUUCCGAUGAGGAAAUCAAGAAAGCUUAUCGACAAUGGGCUCAAGUUUAUCAUCCUGACAAGUACCAAGAUCCUCAUAUGAAGGAAACUGCUACAGAGAACUUCCAGAGGAUACGGGAAGCGUAUGAAGUAUUGUCGGAUGAGAACAAAAGACAGAUAUAUGAUAUAUAUGGUAUGGAAGGGUUAAAUUCUGGUUUAGAACUUGGUCCGAGGUUGCAUAGAGCUGAAGAGAUUAAGGAAGAGCUAGAGAGGUUAAGGAGGAUGAAGGAGCAAGAAAAGUCUUUGGCACAUUUUCGUCCUUCUGGUACAAUACUGGCUACUUUGUCCCUGCCACAGUUUCUAGGUGGAGAUGGCAUCAUGACUGGAAUGGCUAUGGCUAGUCAAGUUCAGUCUCAGUUAUCAAAACACAAUGCUCUUGCAAUUAGUGGAAAUUUGCAAGUAGAAGGGAGUACUGGUGGUGGGGCUGCCUCAGCUGUGUUUAAACAUAAUAUUUCUUCGGUUUCAUCCAUAGAGUUUAUAGCUUCAGCUGGCUUAAGGGGGCUCAUUGGGAUACAAACAACACGUCACAUAUCAUCAUACUCAACCGCAACAAUGGCCAUUGUGAAGUCUUUGCAUGAUGGUUCGAUCAAUCUUUCCAAUACCUGGACCCGCCAACUCUCUGAUACAGCAAGUGGAAAUAUACAGCUUUUGGUCGGUCCACAGUCAUCUAUAGCAGUUGGAUGGCAAAAGAAAGACCCGAAAAACUCUGCUGCUGGUGAGCUGAAGAUUGGUACAAGUUCUUUUAUGGCAUCAGCUCAAUAUACACGUCAGUUGUCCUCAAAAUCUCAUGGCCGAAUUGCAGGCAAAUUUGGAAGCACUGCUCUUGAAGUUGAACUUGGUGCUGGGAGGAAAGUUUCUGAGUUCAGCACUAUCCGCAUGCUGUAUACAAUAGGGAUUCAGGGUAUCUUUUGGAAGUUCGAGUUGCGCCGUGGGGGGCAAAAGUUAAUCAUUCCUAUAUUGCUUUCUAGGCAGUUGACCCCCAUGUUAGUAACAGGAGCUUUUGUAGUUCCAGCCUCAUUCUACUUAUUACUCAAGAAAUUUGUUUUGAAGCCUUAUCUCCUUAGGAGGGAAAAGCAGAAAUCUCUAGAAAAUAUGGAAAGAACUUCUACCCAGGUUCAACAAAAAAGGGCUAAAGCUGAGAAAGCUCAGCAGUUGUUACAACUAGUAGCAAACCGGAAAAGAAGCAAGCAAGUGGAAGCUGAUGGGGUGGUUAUUACGAGAGCUCUUUAUGGUAGUAAUAAAGCUCUGAAGAAAGUAGAUGAGCUGAGAGAAAUUAAUGAUGAACUUGCUUCACAAAUCUGGGACGUUACUUUACCUCUCAACUUCUAUGUUAAUGAUUCUGGGCAACUUAAGCUUCAUGGAGGUGUGAAGAAAUCAGGCAUUAUGGGCUUCUAUGAUCCCUGUCCAGGAGAAGCUAACCAGUUGCUUGUGGAAUACACUUACCAUGGCGAGAAAUACAAGGUGAUGGUGGAUGAUUAUGAGGAACUAGUUAUACCCCAGGAAGGUCACAGGAUCUGGAAUUAACAAUGAUCCUGGUUGCCAAUUUUGUAUGGUUAAUAGUUGAUAUGCCUUGGAUUUCUUCUUGUAUUUUUUGGGUCCAAGAGGUACAUUAGUUACAUCACAUUUUUCAAUCAUACUAAAUACUUUCGUGACUCGUCCAUGGAAUGAACUAACCUAAUAAGGACAUUGAGGAAAUGAAUUCUUUCCUUUUUAAAGUGUAAUUGUAUUAAAUAAUAAAGACUAAUCUCUUCU
This is a messenger RNA of Rubroshorea leprosula, 2038 nucleotides long. NCBI's taxonomy places the organism in Eukaryota, Viridiplantae, Streptophyta, Magnoliopsida, Malvales, Dipterocarpaceae. The record is from the annotation of a GenBank genome assembly.